This is a messenger RNA of Coregonus clupeaformis (lake whitefish), 4311 nucleotides long. RefSeq names its product RNA binding motif protein 26 (gene rbm26). The annotation marks the transcript as partial. Lineage: Eukaryota; Metazoa; Chordata; Actinopteri; Salmoniformes; Salmonidae. Gene Ontology annotation, molecular function: RNA binding; metal ion binding. Gene Ontology annotation, cellular component: nucleus. The transcript is spliced from 19 exons. The record is from RefSeq and is a predicted model, not a curated record.
UCAGCGAAGACCAUCAGCCAGGCACCGCGGUCAAAGGAGAGGGCGACCAGGACGGACAAGGACGACCAGAGGAAAGAUGAGCCAAGUCGUGAGGAGGACCGGGGCAAGAAGUUCUCCAGGAGAGUGAACUACAGUCCCCCGUCCAGCUCCCCGUACAGCCGAGACAGCAGACGAGGGGAUGACCGUAAAAGGGACGACCGUACCAGGAAGCGAAACGAUUACGACCGCAACCCCCCGAGACGGGACUCGUACCGGGACCGUUACAACCGUAGGCGGGGUCGUAGCUACAGCCGCAGCAGGAGCAGGAGCAAGGACCGGGCCAGGGACCGGGACCGGGACAGAGACAGGAGCAGCAGGAGUCACAGCAGGAGUCACUCCAGGAGCAGAGAGCGGGAUGCUGGGAAGUCAAAGUAUGAGGCCGACCGAGGAGACCGGGGGAAGGAGGUUGGAGCUGGUGACGGCCUCCUGCCGAUCCCCACGGCAACCACCACGUUCCCCGUGCCGACGCUCAGCAGCACCAUCACGGUGAUCGCCCCUCAAGGUAACCACAGCAACACCUCUGUGACGGACAGCUGGUCGGACUUCCACACGGAACACUCACUAGACCGGCCCCCUCCGCCACCACCCUUCAACCGGGGUCCGCCCCCUCAGCAAAGGAAACGUUGCCGUGACUACGACGAGAAGGGCUUCUGUAUGCGUGGGGACAUUUGCCCGUUCGACCACGGUAUUGAUCCAGUGGUGGUGGAGGACGUUAAUCUGCCCAACAUGUUCCAAGCCCCUCCCCCUGUCCCGGGGGUCGCCCAGCCCCCCCCAAGCUUACCGCCCCCCCCAGGACCUCCCCCUCUCAUGACCCCAGCGCCCGUCAACCUCCGCCCCCCUGUGCCCCUGCCAGGCAGCCUGCCGCCAGGCCCCCCCCUCCAGGCAUCAGGGAUGGAUGCUCCUCCUAACUCCGUUCCCACUAUCGUAACCACAGGGAUACGAUCCUCCAUCCCCCAGGUCCCACCGCCUCUCUUCUCACCAGACCAAUAUGAUUCUGACAUGUAUAACCCUGAAGCUCCCAGCCUCACCACACAUCCAGACCUGUGUCGCCACAGGGUCAACGCCCAAAGACCCAACCUCAUAGGACUGACUAUGGGGGAGGACCUGCCUCACAGAGACCGAGAUAAGAUGCCCAACAGCAACAGAAUGAGGAUCGUUCUGGAGUCCGACUCUAGGAAGAGAUCAGCUGUCUCAAACGACAGAGGGAUGCCCCCCAUGAAACCCUGGUCCGACAAACCUAACUUCAACCCGCAGAACCUCCAGGGUGGGUUCCACAACAAGAACCCUCCCCACCAUAACCAGAGGGCUGCGUUUGGGUCCAACACCAAGCUGACGGUCCGACAGAUCCCACCGGAACUCAACAACAUCUCCAAGCUUAACCAACACUUCAGCAAGUUCGGGACGAUCGUCAACUUACAGGUGACCUAUGGUAGUGACCCGGAGGGUGCCCUGAUCCAGUUUGGCUGUCACGAGGAGGCUAAACGGGCCAUGCAGAGUCCCGAGGCCGUUCUCAACAACCGCUUUAUUAGGGUCCACUGGCACCGUGAGGACGGGACGGGACCACAACAGGGGACGGGACCACAACAGGGGACGGGACCGCAACAGGGGACGGGACCGCAACAGGGGACGGGACCACAGCAGGGGACAGGACCACAGCAGGGGACGGGACCACAACAGGGGACGGGACCGCAGGGGCAGCAACACCAUCAACCACACUCACUCAUGCAGGUGCAGCCGCCAGCCACUAGUCUGAAACAGUCAGUCAAAGACCGCCUGGGCCCUCUGCCUUCUGACAGCUCAGAGCCCAACCAAGACUCUAGUGUUGCCUCUCAGAAUGCCUUCAAAUCUAACCUAUCGGUGAAGGAGAGGCUGGGCUUCCCCUCUAAACCAGGAAGUAACCCUAGUGGACCGGCAGGAAAGGUGUUCUCCACCUCUACGGGGCUGACUAAGACAGUUUACAACAUGGCUGCUCUGAAAGCAGCUCAGAAGACUGCUCUGUUUGCUGGGGUCACUGCCACAGAGGAGGCUAUGAAGAACAAACAGGAAGCCCUGCGGCUCCAACAGGAAAUGAGGAAAAAGAAGCAGGAAAUCCUGGAGAAGCACAUCGAGACUCAGAAGCUGUUGAUCUGUAAGCUGGAGAAGAACAAGGCCAUGAAGCCAGAGGACAAGGCAGUGAUUAUGACAACGCUGGGGACCCUCACCAAGAGUAUUACCAAACUACAGCAGGAGAUCAAAGGGAUCUCUAACCCUUCAGCACUACGGGGGCCACCCAAGAGCAAGACUCAGGCUCAGAAGGAGUUGCUGGACACAGAACUGGACCUAUAUAAGAAGAUCCAGUCAGGAGAAGACGCUGUUCAACUGAAGAUCAGAUACACACAACUACAGUUAGAGGCAGCUAAGAGGGGGAUCCUGGCUCCAGGGCGGGGCAGAGGUGCCCAUGCUAGGGGCCGUGGGUCCCUGAGGAGCAGGGGUAGGGGUAGGGGGUGCCGGGGUAGGGGUCUCCCUGCCCACUCCACGGUAGACCACAGACCCAGAGCCCUGGAGAUCUCUGGCUUUACCGACGCUGACCUUCAGGACCUGCUGCCACACUUCGCUCAAUUUGGAGAGUUGGAGGACUGUCAGAUAGACGAUACUUCCUUUCUGGCUGUUAUCACCUACAGGAGCAGACCAGAGGCUGAACAGGCGGCGGUGCACGGUGUUCGUCUGAACAGCAGCGAGUUGCGUCUGUCCUGGCACAAGCCUGCCGUCUCCCUGACCUCCCAGGAGCCUGACGAGCAGGAGGCAGAUCAUGACGAGUUCCAGGAAGAGUCGCUGAUUGAUGAUGCGUUGCUACAGGACGACGAUGAGGAGGAUGAUGACAACGAGCCCCGCCCCUGGCGCAGAUGAAGACGGCCCUGAUUGGACGAAACGCUAACGCAACUUUUUAUUGCUUUGCAGUUUCUGAUUGGCUGUCUGUUUUUGAAACUUCUAGGUGCAUUUCACUAUGGUUAGAACCUAAACAGCUAAUUCAUUCUGUUGUACUGAUUCAAUAGAUCACUAGACAAAGUACUGUUGGAGGUUCAUGGAAAUACUGUUUUUUUUUUUUCUUCCUGCUUUUCAUUUGUACAAAUAGUUUGAUAACAUUUAAGAUGGUACAGUUUAUUUUUGCUUAUUGGGUAGAAAUGAUCUGAUACCAGAUGACUUUAGAAAAAUGGCAUUGACCGAUCAGAUCAAAUGAUGCCAUAAGAGCAUUGUGUUGAACGCUGUGCAAUGUUUAAAAGUGAGAACCGCAGAAGGGCGAAGUUACUAAAUGAUGUGUUGACUGUGUGAUAUUAAGGUUGCUUCUUGUGUAAAUAUUUUAUGUCUGGAUUUUAAUGAUUUGUAUGACAGCUUUGCUUCUCGAUUCUUCCUUGGAUUUAUUUUUGAAAUGUCAAAAAAAAAAUAAAGACUAGAAAUGGUCCCCCCCAAAAACAAUCAGCUGCAAAAAAACAAACAGAAAAAAAACAUUGGAGAAUCCUGCAGCUGUGAUGGCAUUGAUGAAAUAAACAAAACCAGCUGGAAAAAAAACAUCCCCACAAAAAAGCUGACAAAAUAAAGACCAUUAAAAAAUAAACGUUUUCACAAAAAGAGCAAAUUUCCAUAUGGUUUUCCAUUUUCCAUAAAAAAUGGUAAAGAGAUGAAAACAAUUUUCCAUGUCCACACUUGGUGAGGCUCGGUGUCAGUAAGAUGGUAUCUCUUGGUAUGGUGUCUCGGUAACGGUAAGUUCUGUUUAUCUCUUGGUAUGGUAUCUCAGUAACGGUAAGUUCUGUUUAUCUCUUGGUAUGGUAUCUCGGUAACGGUAAGUUCUGUUUAUCUCUUGGUAUGGUAUCUCGGUAACGGUACGUUCUGUUUAUCUCUUGGUAUGGUAUCUCGGUAACGGUAAGUUCUGUUUAUCAACAGGACAUAUUGUCUCUUAGACCUGGGACCAGAGGACAACAGGACAUAUUGUCUCUUAGACCUGGGACCAGAGGACAACAGGACAUAAUGUCUCUUAGACCUGGGACCAGAGGACAACAGGACAUAUUGCCUCUUAGAUCUGGGACCAGAGGACAACAGGACAUAAUGUCUCUUAGACCUGGGACCAGAGGACAACAGGACAUAAUGUAUCUUAGAUCUGGGACCAGAGGACAACCUGACCUGAUAGACACUUCCUCUUCUGAUCAACAAUACAUUUUGGAUUUUACUUUUGAAAUGUUCAUGCCAUGAUUUGUAAUAAUGGUGAUCAUUUGUAAUAAAUGAUGUGUGUGUGUAUAA